This is a messenger RNA of Notechis scutatus (mainland tiger snake), 3907 nucleotides long. RefSeq names its product cytosolic arginine sensor for mTORC1 subunit 2 (gene CASTOR2). NCBI's taxonomy places the organism in Eukaryota, Metazoa, Chordata, Lepidosauria, Squamata, Elapidae. Gene Ontology annotation, biological process: negative regulation of TORC1 signaling. The record is from RefSeq and is a predicted model, not a curated record.
UCGUUUGACUGGCAAGUUGUUUGUUACAUUCUGAAACAGCAGCAGCUUUUCUGCACUCUCGAGCUCCCAACUCUCUUCCCAGCUUCUGCUCCCCCCCACUCCUUAUUUUUUUUUCUCUCCUUUGCUUCUUUUCUUUCCUCAUUCCUUCUACUUCUGGAUUUAGCAAUAACACCUUUUCCUAUAUUUUCCCCCGUUUCUUUCUUUUUAAUAAUAAAUACCAUAUUCCACCCCCUUCCUAAAGUCAUUAUUAGCCUUCCCCCCACUGCUUCUCUCUGCCUGCGCUGGAAAACGUAAAAAGGAAAGACAGUGGAAAAAUACUCUGGUUGAGUAAGGGGAGGGGGGCGAGAGAGAGAGAGAGAGAAAGAGAAACAGCCCACAAGAAAGCGGAGAAUCGAAACAGAUGAACUACAAAUGAGAAAGAAAAAAAAGAUGGAAUUGCACAUUUUAGAGCACCGCUUGAAAGUAGCGAGCAUAGCGAAAGACAGCAUCCAAUUGUUUACCUAUGGAUUGAUCAAACUGGCGUUCCUCUCCUCCAAGACCAGGUGCAAAUUUUUCAGCCUGACUGAGACGCCGGAAGACUACACGGUCAUAGUGGAUGAAGAAGGAUUUUUAGAGCUCCCUUCAUCAGAACACUUGAGCGUAGCAGAUGCAACAUGGUUGGCCCUCAACGUCGUCUCGGGAGGAGGUGGCUUCUCCGGCUCUCAGCCUAUCGGUGUGACCAAAAUUGCCAAAUCAGUCAUAGCUCCACUAGCCAGUCAGAAUAUCUCAGUAUUUAUGCUCUCCACCUAUCAGACAGACUUUAUUCUGGUGCGCGAGAGGGACCUGGCCUUUGUCACACACACCCUGGCUUCUGAGUUCACCAUCCUCAAAGUCGUGAAUGGGGAGACUGUGGCUGCCGAUAACCUUGGGAUAACCAAUGGAUUUAUGAAACCAAAACUGGUUCAAAGGCCUGUCAUCCACCCCCUUUCCAGUCCGAGUAACAUGUUCUGUGUCACCAGCCUGGACCCUGAUACCCUUCCCUCUGUUGCUACACUCCUUAUGGAUGUCAUGUUUUACUCCAAUGGAGUAAAAGAUUUAGUGGCAAGCAAUGAAGAUUCUGAACACAUUCGUUUUUUCUCAUUUUCUCUCAUUGAGGGAUACAUUUCUUUGGUGAUGGAUGUACAGACGCAGAAAAGAUUUCCUAAUAAUCUGUUGUUUACAAGCGCAUCAGGAGAACUCUGGAAGAUGGUUCGCAUUGGAGGGCAACCUCUCGGCUUUGAUGAGUGUGGAAUCGUGGCUCAGAUCUCUGAGCCUUUAGCUGCCGCAGAUAUCCCUGCCUAUUACAUCAGUACAUUUAAGUUUGAUCAUGCACUGGUUCCAGAAGAAAAUAUCAACGGCGUUAUCAAUGCACUCCAAGUCAGUCAACCUGAAAAAUAUUAAUUUUUUAUUUUUCAGAAUGGGACCCAGGUGUAUUUUAAGACAAAAAAUUCUUCUCAGUAUUUCCUAGCAAUGGGGUGGGUGAUUCUUUCUUCUUCUUUUUUUCUUUUUUACUCCAAAGAGAGCACGGGAGAAAUAUUGUCAUGCCACAAAGAAGUGAUGAAACAAAAGACUAUUGCAUAGGCGAUUUGACUCCCAGUAGCUUUUUACAAAAUAGUAAUAAAAAAAUAUCUUCAAGGCAAGGAGGAGAUGAAGAAAGAAUCUUUGGGAUUAAAAGCACUGUGAAGGUUUUUUGACAUUCAGCUCUGAAGCGAAAUGUCACUAUUAUGCUGUUUGUUUUUGUUUUUCCUUUGGUUGGUGUAGUUGGCAUAUGCCACAGUUGCAUUCUCACUGAAAAUGCGAACCUGGAAUUGCUGAUGGUGCCAUUUGAUCAGAAAAAAAAAAGCAGCGUGUUUCAUGUUGCUUGGAGAUCCUCUUGCUAGCCCGAUUGGGUCAACAUACCCAGACAUGACUGGAACAGGAAGUAGCAUUUUUCAAUCCGGGCUUGUGAAUGUGUUGGACUUCAACUUUCCUAACUUCUCAACCAACGUGGCUUUUCAGGAACCCGGCAACAAGCUCUCAUGGAUACCCUCUGGCCUGGGGCACGCCUUGUUGGUGCUCGCAAAACUCUUUAACGGCCCUUAGAACAUUGCAAUUGCAAUGGCCAAAUCUAGCAGGAUUUCGUAAGAUUUCCUGGAGAGUUCAGGUGACAAUGCCAAAACCCACCUCUUUGUGUGUGUGUGUGUGUGUGUGUGUGGUCCCUGCUAUCACGAGUGAUUAGAUCCAUCUCAUCGAAAGGUUGCUGAGUCCUGAUUAAGCUUCAUGACCAUCGUCCUAUCUCUUGGUUUGUCUCUGCAAAUUCUGAUCUGGGGUUGAUUUACAACGCUGGUCUGAUUAGUAUAGCAAGAAACCAGAGCCCAUGUUUAGAUUAUAACACUAAGAUUUCCCUCUCUGAUAAAUUCGUGUUAGCCUUGGAACUCAAGAGAUUGUUCUCCCUCCCCCCCUCAACCCUUGGAUGCAACACACACCACUCUUCCAAACAUUGCCAAUUACUAAAUUUAAGAUUGUUCAUGUGACUGAUAGGGAAACUUGCUUAAUAUGUAGGGAGUAAUCAUGUGAAUGGAACAGAUUUAAGUUCAUUUAAAUUAAACUAAACCAAAUAUAUAGUAGUCUUUGUUUUGGCCCUGACUUACCGCCCGUGAAAAAGGGUGGCUCUUGAUCCUGGCAGCUGUGCUCUGCCAGCUGUUGCUGCUGCCUCCAAAAUGGCCCAGCGUGGCUGGCAAGUACCAGGGUGCUGGUUAGCAACCAGAAACUAGAUUGUAUGGAUCGAUACUACAGUAGAAUACUGAAGGAGAAGAAAAUGUCGAAUUGUGUUGCUUCCUCUUGAGUAAACCAACCAUUUUAGACUAUAGUCCUACAUUUAGUAUGAAAUCCAGGAAUAUUUCUGGUUGUGCUAUUAACAUUGCAGCUGAAAAACAGAAUUGAAUGCUCCGGUUUUUAUUGGGAAGGAAGUAGAAAAAAAUAAAACAUGCAUUGAGAGGAAAACAGAGGAAUAGAAAGCCCUGGAUUUGCAACCAAAUCAACACAUACUGGGGGACACUGGAUCACAAGUGUUAAGACCUCCUGUGGAACCCCAUAAUGGUUAAGAAUAACCUUGCUGUGAUUAAUCCCAGAGUCAGCUCUUCAGUAAUAGCAGUCUUCACAAUUGUAUUGAUGGAAAUACCAGAUAAUGUGUAAACCAGGGGUCUUCAAACUUGACAGCUUUAAGACUUGUGGACUUCAACUCCCAGAAUUCCUCCCCCAGUCAUGUUAGCUCAGGAAUUCUGGGAGUUGAAGCCCACAAGUCUUAAAUUUGCCAAGUUUGAAGACCCUGGGUGUAAGCAAAUUAUUUGUGAAUGGCCUUUUAUCCCAAAAUUUUGGCUGAAAUAGUAUGUGUGCUAAGAUGAUAAUUGACAAAGUUUGCACAAGGUGACACUAGAAUGAAUGUGACGUAUACUCUGGCUUGCAAUUCUGACUAUUUUGCUAACACAGACAAUGGGAUUAAUUUUGAAAACAUGGUUAUGCGCGUAGCUAGACUGUUCUCCUUGCUGUCACAGCAGGCUUCCUUCCCCAUUUGACUUUCUUUUUUUUAAAAAAAAAAGGUCAAAAGGCAAGCUGACAACCAGGAAAGCUCACACCAACUGACUCAUUUAUGGGCUUUCUCUCAGAUGAAUGAUUUGUGAUUACCUGUGUUAUUUGUGGCUGCCAUUUUGUGGAUGAACACACACAUAUACCCCAGUGGCCAUUUUAUAAUUGCAGCUACCACAUGAUCUCGAAUUCCCAAAGGGUCCAAAAAGUUGCCUAGUUCUGUAUAUCCCAGUCUCCCAUGAAUGUGUGUAGGAAAUCUAUCUUGGGACUUCUGCUCCUCUCUGCUUUCCUCCAGAUUAUAGGGAAAGGAAGUCGUCUGGAUUCC